Messenger RNA from Pochonia chlamydosporia 170, 1254 nucleotides. RefSeq names its product mitogen-activated protein kinase spm1. Gene Ontology annotation, biological process: intracellular signal transduction; protein phosphorylation. NCBI's taxonomy places the organism in Eukaryota, Fungi, Ascomycota, Sordariomycetes, Hypocreales, Clavicipitaceae. Gene Ontology annotation, molecular function: ATP binding; MAP kinase activity. The transcript has 5 exons. The record is from RefSeq and is a predicted model, not a curated record. Gene Ontology annotation, cellular component: nucleus; cytoplasm. Bases 1 to 1254 code for a protein of 417 amino acids.
AUGGCCGACCUCCAGGGACGAAAGGUCUUCAAGGUUUUCAACCAAGAUUUCAUUGUUGAUGAGAGAUAUACCGUUACCAAGGAGCUGGGACAGGGUGCAUAUGGCAUUGUUUGCGCCGCCGUGAACAAUCAGACGAACGAGGGAGUUGCCAUUAAGAAAGUCACCAAUGUAUUCAGCAAGAAGAUUCUCGCCAAGCGAGCCCUGCGAGAGAUCAAGCUGCUGCAGCACUUCCGCGGCCACCGUAAUAUCACAUGUUUGUAUGACAUGGAUAUUCCUCGCCCAGAUGCGUUCAACGAAACCUAUCUCUACGAAGAAUUGAUGGAAUGUGACCUGGCUGCCAUUAUUCGAUCCGGUCAACCCCUAACGGACGCUCAUUUCCAGUCCUUUAUUUACCAGAUUCUCUGCGGACUCAAGUAUAUCCACUCAGCCAACGUUCUGCAUCGUGAUUUGAAACCCGGCAAUCUGCUGGUCAAUGCCGACUGCGAGCUCAAGAUUUGCGAUUUUGGUCUUGCUCGCGGCUUUUCAGUCGAUCCAGAGGAAAAUGCCGGAUACAUGACGGAAUAUGUUGCCACCAGAUGGUACCGAGCUCCCGAAAUCAUGUUGAGCUUCCAGAGCUACACCAAAGCCAUUGAUGUUUGGUCUGUCGGCUGUAUUCUGGCCGAACUCCUCGGCGGCCGACCCUUCUUCAAAGGCCGCGACUACGUCGACCAGCUGAACCAGAUUCUGCACAUUCUAGGCACUCCCAACGAAGAGACGCUGUCCCGAAUCGGCUCUCCCCGUGCGCAGGAAUACGUCCGCAACCUCCCCUUCAUGCCCAAGAAGUCUUUCCCGGCCCUCUUCCCCCAAGCCAACCCCGACGCACUCGACCUCCUCGACAAGAUGCUCACCUUUGACCCGUCCUCCCGCAUCAGCGUGGAACAGGCUCUCGAGCACCCAUACCUCCACAUCUGGCACGAUGCCUCGGACGAGCCCGACUGCCCAACCACAUUCAACUUUGACUUUGAAGUCAUUGACGAUGUCGGCGAGAUGCGUCGCGUCAUCCUCGACGAGGUCAUGCGUUUCCGGCAGCUGGUUCGAACUGUCCCUGGCGCAAACUCCCUAGCCGGCCAGGGCCAACAGUCAGCACCUGGACAAAUUCCCAUGCCACAGGCCGGUCCGUGGACCGCAGAAGACCCCAGGCCGCAGGAGUACGUUCCCCACGGUAAUGGUCUCGAGCAGGAUCUCCAAGCCGGUCUGGACGCGUCUAGGAGGUAG